Molecule: messenger RNA, 4105 nt
Organism: Cyclopterus lumpus (lumpfish)
Lineage: Eukaryota; Metazoa; Chordata; Actinopteri; Perciformes; Cyclopteridae
Gene: cgnb
Product: cingulin b
Exons: 21
Coding region: 167-3745 (1192 amino acids)
Cellular component (GO): myosin complex
Source: RefSeq, a predicted model, not a curated record
CCCGUGUUCUCAGUUCAUUGAGUAACAUCUCCUCAUCCCACCAGCGCCGCACACAGCCGCUGCCUCUGUGAACACUGAACCAGGAGCGCUCACUGAGGCGGAAGGAACAUUUUCGUGGAUUCGCCUCAUCUUUGCAGGCUGCUAGCACGAUAACCAGGAAGUCAGCAUGAACACUGUGCCCACUGACAGGAAGCCCCUUGUGGAUUACGGCGUCCAGAUCCGCUUCAUCAAGGACCUCCACGACACAGGCGGAGGUUAUCCUGAUAAAUCCAGAGGGAACAACACCGCAGCCCCUCCUACCAAUAAGUACGGGGUAGCAGUGCACGUUCAGGGAAUCUCCGGACAGCCUUAUGUGGUCCUGAAAGACGGCGAGAAGGGGGACUCUUACGGAGUUCAGCUGAACAGCCCCAGCUCAGGGCCACCUUCACCUUACAACAGCCUCCCCAAAACAAAUAAUGGACCAGCAGAAUUAGCAAACCCCUUCAGCCCUGCUGUAAAUACAGCACGCUCCCCCGUGUCUCCAGCGGAGGAUGAGGUCGGGGAGAUUUUUGGGAGCCCUCAUAAAAGACCUCCAGGGGAUGGUCAAGCUGGAACACAAGGGGAGGAGGAGGGCGGAGCUGGUAGAAAAGCUGGACCCCGACACAAAGCAACUGCCGGCGAAGCAGAGAGAAACAGAGAUAGGACUAGGGAUGAGGAGUAUAACGAAGCAGGCCUGAAACCUGUCAAAUUGAACUGCAUGGGACCCAGAGGGUUCAAGCAAACUGGCUCUGGUCACACCGGCUCUUUGGGGAGAUGCAGUGUGGGGUGGAAAAGCCAAGAGUCCCCUUCAGAGUCUCCCCCAAAACCUCCACCAUCCACUAAUGUAGAACCCAUUCCAGAAAUUGAUACCAACUCCCUGGCUCCCAUCAACAAGCUCAUCAGUAAGUUCAGCUUUGGGACGCCAGCUACCGCCUCACAGACGAGGGGCCGCACCGGAGCGAGGCAGAGGCUCAAGUUUGACGAGCACCGGCGGUCAAAAAGUCUUGAUGCAAGAAAAGAUGUCCAGCCCGAGGGUCCCUCGCCUAGAUCUACGACUCCGAAUCCCUACGCUAUUCCUCUGUCUGCCUCCUCCACGUUGUUGGCUGCAUCUGUCCCGCCGAGCAGUGGCCUGGAAAGCGGUCCUGCAUCUGUUUCCAGGGGGACGGCACUCGAGGCCCCCAAGCCGAGCUUCAAGUCACUAGGGAAGUUUGUUGCAAAGGACAACUAUCCAACUGUAGCCAAAAAGCCUAAGAUCCCUCUGAGGAAUGAAAGCCAAGUCAAUGGGGAGGAAGCUCGAGUGAGGCCAGCUGUUAACAACAUCCUUAAAAAUGGCCCCAGUGAGAGUGAGGGAUCCCUCAAAAGACCCGUCAACCUUGUCUCCGAGACAAACGGCAGCUUUAAGGGAGGAUCUGAUGGAAGCCUCAAAAAGGGGAAACUCGAGGAGCUUCAGGAGCAACUUAAUCGCUCCAAGAAAGAACUGCAGCAAGUCCAGGAUGAACUCGCAGAGGAGCGGAUGGCCAGAGAGGUGGCGGAGUCUCGUCUGCGCCUACAGGAAGAUCAGCUCGCUGAGCUUCAGGAGGAUCUAAGGAGGGUUUCAGAAAGCUCUCCCCGGUCGGUGCAGACGGACGUGAGGACUCUGCAGGCCGACCUGGCUGAGGCUGCCAUGUUGCGUCGGCGCCAGGAAGAGGUUCUCCACCAACGGGAGCGGGAGCUGACGGCCCUGAAGGGGGCGUUGAAGGAGGAGGUGGAGUGCCAUGACAAGGAGAUGGAGACCCUGAGGGAGCAAUACAGCCAGGACAUGGACAACCUGAGAACAACGAUGGAGCAGUUCACACAGUCCCAGGAGCAGAUAGAAGAGGAGCGUGAGAGGGUGAACACCUCCAUGUUGACGCUGCAGGAAGACCUGGAGGGCUGCAGAGAUCAGGAGGCGCGAUGGAAGACGCAGCUGGACGUCACCGCAAAGGAGCUGCAAAACACCAAAGAAGACAGGAGCCGGACACACGCCACCAGCAGUCGAAUGCUGCUGAGAUCUCGAGCGCAAAGGGAUGAAUUUGAGGGCGAGCUGAUAGAUCUCAAGGACUCACUGCUCACUGUGCAGAAACAAACGCCUGCGUCUGCCAAUAUGUUGUCUUUAGCCGAGGAGCUCCGGCAUUGCCAUGAGGAUCUGAAGCGGGCUGGCGCCGAUCUGGACAAACAAAAGGUUGAGUUGGACGAGGAGAGAGAGAAACUUCGAGCCCUGAAGAAAGCAAGUGGAGAGAAAAAGGCUGAGCUUCUGUCUGAGAUCAGCAGGUUGAAGGAGGAGAAAGACAAGGCCGAGCUGGAAAAGGCAAACGAGAAGUCAUCAGUCGGGUCUUCAGGAAAGACUGUGGUGGACCACGGCGCCAACCUGGAGCUCCAGGAAGCAAACACUCGCCUCAGAGAGAGGCUGGCCCGCAUGACGAGGCUUCACUCCAGCGCGCCACGGAGUCUAGAGGCUGAGGAGGCGGUGGAAGCUCUGGAGGACGAGAACCGCUCCCUGAAGACCCACCUGGAGGAGGCCAAGAGAGGAGCCACCCGCCUGAGCAAGGAGAAGGACGAGCUGAGCCGGCGGCUGGAGGAGAGGGACCUGGAGAGGGAGGCCCUUAGGAGGGGCAAGACUGACGUAGAGGAGCAGAAGAGGCUGCUUGACCGAGCUCUGGAUAAGAUUAACAAAGAGAUGGAGAUAAUGAUGGGAGAUUCCCGUCAGUCAGUGGCCACCCUUCAGACGCAGCUUGAAGACUACAGGGAGCGCUCGAGGAAGGACAUGCUGGAAGGCCAGCGCAACUGCAAAGACCGGCUGGUGGAGCUGCAGAGGGCUCAGAGCACCCUCAAGGUCCAGCAGGAGGAGGUUUCCCGUCUGAAGAAGGAGCUACUAGUUUGCAGCGAGGAGAGAGACAGCGCCCAGUUGGAGAGAGACCUCUUCAGCAACCGUCUCAAACACUUGGACAGCGAACUAGAAUCCGAGAAGAGCACCCACACCGACCGCACCAGGGAGAUCAGGGGCCUGGAGGAUAAGAUAAAGACCUUGGAGAUCGAACUGGACGAGGAGAGGAGCAGCGUGGAGCUUCUGAACGACCGCAUCAUGCGUACCAGAGAUCAGGUGGACCUGCUUCGCUCAGAGCUGAUGCAGGAGCGUUCGGCGAGGCACGACCUUGAAAUGGACAAGAGUGCACUCGAGAGACAGAUUAAGGAGCUGAAGUCCCGCAUGGUGGACAUGGAGGGAUACACUCGGCCCUCGCCUGCACUCAACCUGCUAGAAAACAAAAUUCAAGAGUUGGAGGAGAGGCUACACAGUGAAGAAAGAGAGAAGGCCACUCUCCAUGCCUCUCAGAGACGAAUGGAGAGGAAACUGAAAGAGCUGAAUGCCACAUUAGACCAGGAGAGAAGCCAGCAUGUUGAGCAGAGAGAUCAGCUGUCUCUGCGUGUGAAGGCCUUGAAGCGGCAGGUGGACGAGAGCGAGGGAGAGGUGGAGCGCUUGGAGGGAGUCCGCCGAAAGGUUCUCAGGGACUUGGAGGAGCAGCAGGAGCUCCAGGAGGGGCUGCACGCUAAAGUCGCAGCCCUGGAGACGGAACUGAAGCGGAAGUCUCAGCACUCGCAUCGUGCAGCUCUGGGCUCCUCCACGUUUAGCUCGGAGGACGAGGAGGGUUUCUACGACACCAACAUCGCCUCCAUCCUGAACGAGAGCCACACACAGACCGCCAACUGCUAAAAGGAAGAUGAAUAAAACGAUUUCUCUCAUGUCUCCGAUGCAAACACAUGUAAGAUUUCAUCAAAGAGAGGCACUGAGGGCGCCAAGGACUCGGUUGCGUGGAGAACUCGGUUGCCAUGCACUACAAACUUGCCUUGCAGUUGUUCUCCGGUUUUAUUUUUAGUGCAGCGGUCCAACAGAGACAGGUUGUCAGGAUAAUUAGAUUGCAUUUCUUUGGAGCCCUCAGCUGUGAUUAUGAUUGCGUCACUGCUGUCAUGUUUUAUCUGUCUUGAGAUAUUCUGUUUGUCUGUUGUGCGGAGAAGAAUAAUUACAGUUACUCUUCCAAAAUACAAGGUUUGAUUCCAUGUACUUCAACUUGAA